Molecule: messenger RNA, 1524 nt
Organism: Bactrocera latifrons
Lineage: Eukaryota; Metazoa; Arthropoda; Insecta; Diptera; Tephritidae
Gene: Rnmt
Product: mRNA cap guanine-N7 methyltransferase
Exons: 3
Coding region: 100-1413 (437 amino acids)
Biological process (GO): 7-methylguanosine mRNA capping
Cellular component (GO): nucleus
Molecular function (GO): mRNA 5'-cap (guanine-N7-)-methyltransferase activity
Source: RefSeq, a predicted model, not a curated record
CUCAUUACUGAAAAUCAGUUGUCAAUUUAUUUUCAGUUCAAUUACAUACUAAUUUUUCUUGAUUGUUAAAUCUCUUUAUUGUUUAUUGUAUCGUGUUCAAUGACUGAAAUAACUGAAAGCUAUAGUAGUAAAGAUGAAGAUGAUGACAGUAGCGAUGGUGAGAAUGCACAAAAAUUGCAAUCAACUUCCACUGGGUAUCAAAAUAUUAGAUUGGAACAACAGGUAGUCUCGCUUUCAGCUGAAAGUGAUGACAGCGACGAUCCUAUUCCGCGGCGAUUUAUUGAAAACACUGCCAAACAAACGGAUGGCGCUACAAAUGAGGAAAGUGACAGUGGCGGUCCGGAGGAGGAUGUUGCUGAACCCAUAACUCAUGGCAAUAUGCGCAUUGUUGCUUCGCAUUAUAAUGAAUUAAAGGAAACCGGGCGUAAGGAGCGCCUUCUGUCGCGUAUUGUGUACAUGCGAAACUUUAACAACUGGUUAAAGAGUCAACUAAUCGCAGAGUAUUUAGCACGCAUUAAAGCACAACAACGUAUAGGUGAUCCUAUGCGCGUUCUAGAUUUAUGUUGCGGUAAAGGCGGUGAUCUUCUCAAAUGGGAAAAGGCCAAUAUAACCCAUCUUAUUUGUACCGAUAUUGCUGAGGUGUCUGUGGACCAAUGUAAAAAGCGUUAUGAGGAAAUGCAAUCGCGUGCGGAUAAAUCAAAAUUCGCUACCAAAUUCUCUGCUGAAUUCUUUGCCUGUGAUGCCACUUUAGUACGUUUACGUGAGCGCUACAAAGAUAAAUCAAUUAAAUUGAAUUUAGUGUCAUGUCAAUUUGCAUUUCACUACUCCUUUGAGUCUCUUACUCAAGCUGAGUGCAUGGUUCGCAAUGCCGCCGAAUGCUUGCAACCGGGUGGAUAUUUUAUAGCGACUAUUCCGGACGCAAAUGAAAUUAUGCGUCGUUUGCGUCAAUCGCCAAAUCCUCGCAGUAUCGGCAAUGAUAUUUAUAAAAUCGAUUUCAUAUGUGACACAGAUCCUCCACCACUUUUUGGUGCUAAAUAUCAAUUUCAUUUAGAGGGAGUCGUCGAUUGCCCAGAAUUUUUAGUGCAUUUUCCAACAUUCGUUAAAUUGUGUCGCAAACAAGGUUUAAAACUUGAGCGGAAAGCAACUUUUGCUGAUUACUACAAAGAGUCUUUGGAUAAGGGUCGCUCAUUGCUGCAACGCAUGAAUGGUUUGGAAACUGUAAUACCAAAUCGACGAGGGAAAGAUCCCGAGUUUCAGCAUUUACAGAGAUAUUUCAAUGGAGGUUCGUCAAAAGCCGUAGGAACCCUCUCCCAGUCUGAAUGGGAAGCUACAACUCUUUAUCUUGUGUGUGCAUUCCGUAAGUGCAAGAACACAUGGGACAAUGAAGGCAAACCCGUUUUCGAGUUCGACUAGAUGCGUAUAAUAAUAUCUCAAGGUUCAUUGGGGAAGCUAUAAUUAUUUCUUUAAGUGUUUUACUUCUAAAAAGCAGUAAUAAAACUUAUUUUACAUGUUUAAAAACUUUAA